Molecule: messenger RNA, 2091 nt
Organism: Penicillium nucicola
Lineage: Eukaryota; Fungi; Ascomycota; Eurotiomycetes; Eurotiales; Aspergillaceae
Exons: 8
Coding region: 1-2091 (696 amino acids)
Biological process (GO): DNA replication initiation; DNA replication
Cellular component (GO): nuclear pre-replicative complex; nuclear origin of replication recognition complex; DNA replication preinitiation complex
Molecular function (GO): DNA replication origin binding
Source: RefSeq, a predicted model, not a curated record
AUGGAUCCAGAUGGGUUUAACGAUGCCCUAGGCUUGUCGGAUGACAAGUCUCAGAAUCUAGCAGCCUACAUCUACCAACCCCCAAAACACGGGAAAGCAGGCGAGCGGCCCUCAAAGCGCCGAAAAGUUUCAGUGUCCGGCAUUGAACAAGGACAGACAGACAGACAACGGUUUCUGCCCCUUUUGAACGGCAACGAGAACGCCCAAUCCGUCCAAUUGCGAUACCAUUGCUAUCAACAGCUAUGGUCAGAACAGGAACACAAGAUCCAGGCUAUUCUUGAAGAUGUUGAUGCCGGCGUUUUGACCGAAGUUUCGUCCUUUGUCAGAGAGAACUCAUCACAAACAUGCAAUGGCUGCAUUCCAACAGCUCUUGUAACAGUCGGUUCCAAUGUCUCCUCGCUCAGCAGAUUACUAUCACGACUCAACGAGCAGUUGAUAUCGAACGAAGAAGGCAGUGUGGUUGUGUUGGAAUCAGGGGAUGCUCCCAAUCUGAAAACAUCCUUGAAGAACAUCAUCCGAGCCACUGUCACGAAUACCGAUGGCAAUGACGGUUACCAGAGGUUCCUCACAGAUCGUGCUGGACCUCGCCUUCUUGGUUACGAUCUGGACCUUCUUCACGACUAUGUGCAGAGAAAAGGAACUAAAAAGCUGGUACUAGCUUUUCGUGACAGCGAAGCUUUUGAUACAGGCCUAUUGACAGAUCUCCUGUCUUUAUUGAAAUCAUGGAUUGAUCGCAUACCAUUCACUAUUCUUCUGGGCAUCUCUACAUCCGUAGAGCUAUUUGAAGGUCGGUUGCCUCGCUCGUGUGUUGCUCUUCUUCAAGGAAAACAUUUCGAAGUGCAAGAUGCUGGCAAUUGUGUCGACCGCAUUUAUGAGUCUCUUCAGACUGGCUCCAACACCCAACUCUGGCUGGGACGUAACAUCACGAGUACGCUGUUUGAAAAUACCAGCGACUAUUUCCAAAGCCCAGAAGCAUUUAGUCGCAUGGUCAAGUAUGCGUACAUGUCUCAUUUUUUCGCGAACCCCCUGGCAGUACUAUUUGCCAAGCCAGAUCCAACUGUUCUUUCUGCAGAGAAGCUUUGUGAAGUGAUCAGAAAUCUGCCAUCCUUCAGAAUGUUCUGCGAGGACUUGGUUGAAGAAGGCUCCAUCAAGCAAGUCCGAGACAUGCUAGAAAACGACGAUUUUCUCCUGCAAGAAACAAUCAGUUGCCUUCAUGUUGGACAGCAAAGAAUGCGAGGCAUCUUCCAGGCAAUCCUUGCUGUGCAUGCCUGUCUUCAAUACACACAAAAUACAAAAAAGGCUACAGUGCCUGACCUUUCCGUCCGCGCUUUCUCUGGCGAGUUAGCUGAUUCCACUCUUGUGGACGAAAUGAUAGCUACAACGAAGGCGCUGGAUUCUAGUAAAAUGAAUGAGCUUAUUGGUCGGCUGCAAGAUGUCAUGUCCAACGAGCAGCUGGGGGCGAUUCAAACAAACCUCCAGACUUUGUUGGAAACUUGUCCAGAAUCUGGGUCGUUACGCAGUGGAUAUAACAUCAAUUCUACUGUCACAACUACCACGGUGGUUCAAUCACGGAUCCAGCUCAACAAAGGCAAAGCUGAGCUAUCCGAACAAGACGUUGAGUACACCGAAAUCAUCGACCAGUUGCUUGUCUUCUUACAAGAAUAUCUUGCGGAUACUCUCAUCAGACCACAAGAUAUGUUCCUUCAUGAAGCUUUCGUGUUUGAUCUACGGAAUCCCUUGAAAGAGACAUUCGCGCCUCGUCCACGCUUUGCAAUUGAACGCGCCUUAGCUACCCCGUUCGAUUACUUACAUUCGUCUUUGGAUGCUACUACGACAAACAUCUCGGCGAAGCAACCUGCCGCAGCGAUCUUGUAUCAGUUGUAUCUUGAAUCAGGUGCACUGGUGAACGUCCAUGAUCUUUGGCGGGCUUUCAGUGGUGUUUUUGAGAAUGAAGAGGGUGACAGCUGUGAUGAUCGUGUGGUGAUGUCUCUGUUUUAUAGCGCUCUCUCGGAACUCAAGAUGUUUGGUGUGAUCAAGAACAGCCGCAAGAAGGCUGACCAUUUGGCCAAAUCAGCAUGGAUGGGACUAUAG